UGAUUGCAAUGAACGCGAUUCGCACUGUGUCGGAUAAACGGAAAAGGCACCGAAAUCGAUUAGUAAUUCGUCACCGCGAACAGGCACCGCUAUCGAUUUAAUUGGUCACAGCAUUGGCACCGAUCGGCGGAGACGUAGACAGGUCCGUCGUCUCCCGACAUUGUCGUCUUCGUUUUCAUUGUCGCCAAUCGCGAAAAGCGAGCGAGCUCCAAGUUAAACCGCUCGCAAAGAGAAAAUUGUUUUAUUAAGGAAUAUGCCUCGUAGCACAAUGGCUAAUAGGAGAUACGCAGCUUUCGAUUAUUGCGAAGGUUGCAUUACGAAAGGUAAAAGGACGGCGACAUUCGAACGUCGAUAUAACGCUGCAAAUUUCCGAAUCCCGUUUCGGAUAAACUGGACAGUAGUAUUGACCGUAAUAGUGUCAAUAUCGGUCUGUCAAUUCGCAGAAUCCGUUGCUGAACGACAAGUGUCGAGCUCGCACGGAAAGAAGCAUUACGAUCGGCAUUGUUCGGUGCGAAGAUCGAUGGUACCCAGUCAGACUUUACAAAGCGUCGCCGAAUAUCCAGCUCUCACGCCGCGGGACGUUUUAUCGCGUCUGGAGGCUGCCGCUGUUUUGCGCGACAAUCUGGUAACGACGUUGGGCCGCGUGCUCCUGCUCUGUCUCGACGACCACGCGAGAGUGCCCUUCGAGCGGAUUCACGACGCCGUGCGGAAUCGUCGGGUCGCGGUCUACGAGUUUCUGCCGGUCCUGCCGGCGCUGAGGAACAAACUGCCGAAGCAGCAACUGUACAAGCUCCUGCAAAUGCUGGAGAGGGUUGACAACCGCUUCGUUUCCGAAUACGCGUCGCUCUGCAUAAACGCCUUUUCCGACGUCGACGCCGCCCUGGAGCGGCGGGCGCCGCUGCUCGCCGAUAUGCUGCUCGACAUAGACCAGGAAGUGAUCGAGUCGGUCUCGCGCGAUAAGCGCCGGGCCGACGCGGUGCCGCCGUCCCUGACGAAAGGCAUUGACUUUCUGUUACAAGCGGCUCGCGACGGCGACCAGAUUCUCAAUCUGCGUACAGUGUCCGCGAUACUGUUAAAUUAUCCGGCGUUCGAUCUGACGGAUCCGGAGGUCCACAACGCCAUCAGAUUUAUCGCGCAACGAUUGAAGGAGCGUUCGGGGGGCGCCGAGGACUAUCUGCUGCAGUACAUGGGGCCGAAUCUGGAGAACGCGACGAAUUUUCUGAAAACUGUCCUCGAGAGACUGGAGGCGGACGAGCUGUCGUCCGAGGCGAUUAGAGAGGCGACCUCGUUGUUGCUACAGAAUUUCGACGUCGAGCCUUAUCCGACCGAUCUCAACUGGAAGGAUAACCUGAAGAAGCUCUCGACAAACGAUUAUUACCCCGUUAACGUCGCCGCCGUGGCUAAAUAUCUUUUCGAUCGUCUCGAUGACUCGCAUCUCGCACUUCGGGAUCUCGACAUCGGUUUCCACGAGACGGGCGAUCACGCUCUUUUGCAAGUGCUGUCGCGCCUCCGUAGAAAAUCACGUCUGCGCCAUUUGAGGAAACCUCUGUCCUUGCUGAUACCUUUCGUCUCGCAGAAACUGGCGAGCGAUGCCAAUUACGACUACGCGGUGCCGAUUAGCUUCCACGAGGUGAGCGACUAUCUGGACUCCUUCGACACACCAUGCCUGCAGCGGAACAUCAGCGACGUGAUGAAAAUGCUGCGUCCUCAUUUGUCCGAGGAUCUGCCGUGGACCUACGCCUUCGGGGACAGACAGGCGAGUGGCGAUCCCUGGGAAUUAAUGCUGACCUCGCUCAUCCAUUUGAGGAACGUCCCGGUGAACAAGCCGCAAGCGAACCUCAUCGAUAAUUUCAUUUACAAAGGUCGCGUCAACGGUUUGACCUCUAAACGAGGGCUGCUCUACGAGACCGGAAUCAUCUUCCAGAGGGACGAUUCGACGGAGGUGGAGGUCGACUUCUUUUCCCUGCUGAUGCGCAUACCGAACGCCUUCAAGAGUGAGAAGUUCGCUCCUAUACUGAAUUUUUUCUCCAAGCCGAACAUCGUCGAUAUUCUCGGUUACGAGUUCAACAAGUUCGAAUACGAAACACCGAGGAGCUUAUUGCUAGCCAUGCUGAAAAGAGUGCUGACACUUCCUUCAAUCAAAUCCGACGAGCCUUUAUACAGGGCUCUCCAGAACGCUCACAAUUAUCUUGCGGAGCCGCUGCUGAUCAAUCUAUAUGUCUCGGAGGAUCUGCAAAUGUUACUAAAAAAUCUGCCAUACAUCGACAGCGAUCCACGGUAUCUGCCGCUGAAAAUACUUUUUAAGAAAUGGAAAUUAUUGACGUAUUUGUCGACGUCUUUCAGUCUGGCUGACGUGCACACGCCUAUGGAGAGACUUCUGCUCAUAUUACGGGCCGUGGGGUUGAAAACCACUCAACCGAAGCUCUUAGAAGCGUUGAGCUUCGCCGUAGAUAGCAUCGACGGACCACCGUUGCCGAUUAAAACAUUCGAUCGCUCGGAUUUCGUGUAUCUGGUUCAACAAUUGCUGUCUCGCAAUAAAAUACUGCAGGACGAAAUUCUCAAGUCGUACGCGUACGUGAACGUCGGCGACUGGAACGUCUCCAUCAGCGGAACGCCGGAAAACGUUCUCGCCAGAGCCUUGAAUCAUCCCAUUCAUCAUAUCUCAUCGGACGCGAAUCUAACCGGCCUCGUGACGCAGGCGGAGGGCAUUCUGGAGGAAGAAAUUCUGAUCAACACCGAGAUCCUGAAAAAACAGACGUUGGAAGCGAUGAUGGAGUAUCUGCCGUACAACACGUACGUGAAGCCCGUUAAUCUGCUGCUGAGGAAAGCGAAUCUGAUGGCGCUCGUGCCAGAAUUGAAUCUCGCGAGUUUAGAAGCAGCCACCGCGCGCGACGCUUUGAUUACGCUUCUGAAAAGCUUGACGAAAUCUCGCAUAAUACGCGUGGAAAAGUUGCUGCUGAGACGCAUCAGGGCGGCGUUGAGUAUCCUGGACAGUGCGAAUGAAGACGAUCGUCAAACGCCGAUUUUCACUUACUUGAUCCAGUCGUUGCAAGAUCCGAGUAACAUCAUCUACCAGCCACUUCUGCUAGAAAUAAGCAAGUUGGAGAACCUGACGAUCUCGCCCGAGGAACGACAGGCUUGGUUGGAAAAUCAUUUCCAGCAGAUCAUCGACAGGAAUGAGUCGGAGGAUCUGACGAAGGCCGCAUCGAUGAUUCUCAGAGAAAUUACGUACGACGAGAGUCUGGACAAAGCGUCGCGUGCCAGUAAAGAGCGAAUCGGUAAAGCUGUAUCGGCCUUGCCUACGGAUUCCUUUACCGAGCCACUGAGAAAACUGCUGACACCCGAUUGGGCGUACAGCAUUCUGCCGGAAAAGCUCAGAAAAUCCGAUUCGUUGGAGAAGGAGGAGCUCUUGAUGGCGAUUCUGCACUACGCGAAAAAAAGGGCCGACGUCGCCGUUAACCUUCCUCUAAUGAGAGCCAUUUCCAAAAUCGAGGCAAAAUUGAAGGGAUAUCGAAUGGAUAUCGAAUCGCUGAAGACCACAGUUGCUGCCAUCAAGGCCGCCGUUUACGAUCCCGUUAGAAAGCUUCUAACUGCCGCCGGAUUGAAUAAGAUCAAAGUUACCGUUCCCUCCAGCAGAUCGGCUAAAGGAACGCUGCUGGGAUUGUUGCAUCGUUUGCUGGUGCAUCCUGUGAUCAAAAAGAACAGCGAAGUUUUCAAAAUGUUGAGCGCCAUUCGGCAAGACGUGUUCAGCUUCGGGAUGGAGGUGGACUUGUUAACUGUACUCGACGACGUGGGAGUCACUUAUAUUGACGAGCUCGCUCCUGUCAGAUUAUAUUUGCACAGAAGGGAUGUCAGCGAGAAGUUCGGACACACCGUCUUCGCGGUUGCCGAUCCCAAAAGGCGGUAUCGUACGUUACUGUAUGCUCUCCAGAAGCAACAUCGGAUGGACAACGACACGCAAUUACUCGAUGCGUUCUCAGCGCUGAAAAAUGUUCGACCUAACGAGGGAGAAGAUAUCGCGAGUACGCAGAUAUCGGACUUCCAAGACAUAGUGAAUAGCAUCCCGCAUCGCGUCAGACAACAGUUCGACGUCGAGCAUUUAUUUAACGCCAAUACGCUGUCUCGUUUAACGAGCGAUAACGAGAUCGUCCAAUCGACAAUUCCACUGGUUACUUUAUUGACCAAGAUGACGGAUUUGCCGGAAGUCAGUAGUAAUUAUACCGCGGCGAAUGAGUUAAACAAGCUGCUGUCGGACGUCAAAGAUUUGAGCUAUCCGAUUGUCACUGGUUUUCAACUCAGACCGCUGCUGCGGGAACUUGGACACAUUCAGCAGAUCAACGUGGAUUAUUUUAAUUCCAUAUUAAAUCCCGAAAUACUGAGCUACCUGAAUACGGACGAACUCUUCGACACCUCCAGUGACAAUAUCGAGAUACUUAAAAAUAUCGUCGACUAUCUAUUGCGUGAGGUACCAGCGUUCGUCGAUCACAACAUGCAACAGCAUCUGCAAUCGUUCAAGCGCGCUCUGGAAUUGAUGAUAGGUUCCAACAAGCUCUCGAGGAGAGAUUUGACUGAGGAAGACUGGAAGAAGAUGCUGGUCUUGAUACCGCACGAAAAAGACUUUAGACCUAUCAAGAUUUUCCUGCAGAGCGGAGAAAUCCUCAAAUAUUUUAAGUACAAGGACACAGAUUGGAAAAUGUUUUCCACUCCGGCUAAGAAAUUACUUCAUCUGCUGUCGUUGAUAAAUGACAACGAGAUUGAAAAUGAGAAUGUUUACAAGUCGACGAAUAAGCUACGGCGAAAUCUUGAGAAACGUUACAAUUUCAUUACCGAGCAAGACGUUAAAAGCAUGCAUCGUACUUUGAUGAAUCUCAAUUUUAAAUACGAUUUAGUGCCUCUUAAGAUAUUCCUGAAUCACGAUAAUAUGAUCAAGUAUUUAUCGCCGGAUUUCAAGUACACCCACUACAGCUCGUCAAUCGACGCUCUCGCCACUGUGCUGGAUAAUCUGCUGCGAUCAUCCAGCUUGAGACGAAAGGCAAUUCUUUACAAGACUAUGAGAUCCGUGAGACAGGCUUUACGCGAGCGCGGUACCUCUGCGGUAAGACAAUCGUUUCGCAGGACUUUUUACGAGCGGCUGUCCAGCAAGGAUCUCGAAUUUGUCAGCUUGUUAAAUAUGUCCCUGCCGAAAGUACGUCAAUUUUUCAAGCCUGAAAAAAUAGCGAGUUUACUGCCGGAGUCGUUUAACUUCGACAAUCAGCCGACGUACAAGACGAAAGUGCUGCAUUUGCUACGACAAUUGUUAAAAUUAGACACGGACAUUCAUUCGGAAUUGGAGGAGCUUCUCCUGGAAGAGGAGCUUUAUCCGGACAUUCCGAACAUCACGAAGGACGAUCUCGUGCCACUCUUGAACAUACUUCCCCAAAAUGUACCUUACGUGGGGCUCAUAAAAAAAUACUUGAAGCCUUCCACGUUGAUUAAAUUAUUACCCGGAAAUUUCGACAUAAAGCACGCGUCAACUCCUAGAGUAGCGUUGCACGAUGUAUUACUGCUGCUGAGCAUCACUAUUGGCUCUACGAACGACAAGCUGAAAAUAUCCCUCGACGCACUCGUAAGCGAACUGACGAAAAUCAGCUCCAAUGUAGUACCGUACGAAUCGAUAAUCGACAGCAACGAUAUAAGAGCCAUCAUAAAAGAGAUUCCGUUCAGGUACAACCAAAUCAAGCAACUCGAGAGUCGGAUGACGAUUAAGAAAGUCAUCGCGUCCUUACCCUUGAAUUUCCAGCUAACCGAAUACAAGACGAAGAAACUGCGGGUGCUGGCGGUCUUGGACGAAUUAUCGAAGAGCUACGCGUUUCGAUCUUCCCUACAUUCGAUCGAUUUCGCCAAAAGAAUCGUCCGCGGAAUGCCGGACACGCCCGCGGUAAACGACACGGAGAUCGAGAGACUGUUGUUGCCGCUGCCGUUGACCACCUUUUACGUGAAGCUGCUCGUGAAGAAUUGCAAGCUGGCAACGUUGAUGCCGCACUUGCCGAUUUAUUUCAAUCUCAGCGGCAUAGCGUCGCGGAAGCUGAAGGUCGCGAAGAUACUGUAUUACUGCAAGCUGACCAAUCCCACAGACGUGAGUACGAGACAGGCGUUGAUUAACGCCGAAGCCUCGCUGGAGAAAUCGCCCGACGUCGACGUUACCCGGGAACACGUGGAAGUUCUGAUACGCGCGAUACCGUGCACCCAUUUCACCUCGAUAAAACCGUUGCUGCGAAUCCUGUCGAGGACGGACGUCGCGUUGCUUCUUCCCUGGAACUUCGACGUGUAUCAAAAGUCGCGCACCUUCAAGCAGCGUAUUUUCGAUCUACUGACCGCUCUGCGAAACGUCAAGGAGCUGCAAAACGACGAGAUAUUUUCCGCCCUCGACUCUCUGGAGACGAACGCGAGGUCGUUACCGGAGCAAGCGAACGUGCCGCAGGAACGCGUAACGAUCCUGUAUAACUCGGCGGUCGUGGCCACCACGCCGUGCUCAGACUAUCGGGAUUUCGUGUUGAAGCUCGAGAAUCUGAUACAGAUACUGCCGCCGAAUUUCCGCUUCCAAGUUGACCUGUCGUCGUCAGUCACCAGUCACAGCGAGUGGUCGAUACUUAUGCGCUACUCCGCGCUGUUCCUGCGCGAUGUGAAGGUAGACGGGUCCAUAAAAAACGCGUUUAAAGCUUGCAGGGAUAAUAUAGAUAAAUACGUAAAGGAGCAAAUCUUCUUUUAUCUCUCUCAUGGGUUAAAUAGCACGUCGUCUCAGCAGCUGGCACCGCUAAAUCUGUACGCGCUAGGUCACGCGGAGGACGUAGCCGUGCCCGUCGAGGACGUUUAUCGCGCUUUCCCUUUUGGCUCUAUAUACUCCACGCUGCGCGUGAUAAUGAGGGAAUUCGUCAGUAGACCGGGGUUAAUCAAGAGCAAAUCGUUAAUCAACGAUAUAGAGGUGUUUCUGCACGACUACUUCAUGACUACGUUUAGAUCAUGGUCGAUUGGAGAAGUGCAUACUGAGAUAUUUUACGAAAUACCGUCACCUUACGAAAUCGAUCGUGCCAUCGAUGAGAUCCCGAAUGAUCACACGUACGACGAUUUGAGGCUUCUGCUGCGAUGUGAAGAUAUCAAGACGUCGAUGGAAAGGUUGCUGCAGUCGGAGGACACGCCGAAACGGUUGCUCCUGCAGAUGCUGGAACUGGCCGAGACGAAAGAUAUCGACGCCGCGAUACAACAGAGCAUCCGGGCCUUUAAGCCGUCUCUCGUGAAUGACGUUCACACGGAGGAAGUUGAGCACGCGCUGAAGCAGAUGCGCGACUACAGAUAUCACGCGAGCAAGAUGGACGUCCUUCGAAAAUAUUUCGUUUCGCGGGGAUUCCAGCAAAUCUUCGGAAAGGAUUUUCUCACGGAGUAUCCCACUUACAGAGACAGGCUGUUCGCGAUGAACGAUAUGAUGUUGAAUAUCACGAUCGCUCGACCGGGCGAGUUUUCAGCCGAGUAUCGCGCGGCGUCGGACCAUCUGAAUCGCACUCUGCACAACGAGAUUAAGAUCGAGCGCAGAAAACCGAGAACGAUGGACGAUAUCAAUAUGCAGUCGCUCUUCUUCGCGCUACCGCGGACGAGAAACGAGAAAAUUAUCCGCGGUAUCAUCAAGUUCUUCUCCAUUCCUGAUUUACUGCGCAAACUGAAAUUACCGAGAGACCCGUUCGAGUACGCGACCAAGGGUCGACUCUUGCGGGCUAUGAUGGACCUGGGCCAGGAGUUGGAAAGCGUGCAGCGGGAUCCCGUGCAGCAGGAGGCUCUCGAGUACUUCAGAGAUAAAAUAACCACCGUCGGUCCCGGCGCGCAGCCGAUCGAAUUGAAGAGGUACGCGCGCGAUUCCAACGUGGACGUGGACCUGUACGGCGUGAUGCGGGCCAUCGAUUACACGAAGACAGACGUGACCGACGCGGUGAGGGUGGCCAUGUUUUUCGAGCGUAAGUACGACAAUCUGGUGCACGCCGUGGGUUUCGAUCACAUGGCCUACGCGACGAGGGGCUCGUAUCUGAAGGCGCUGUUAGAGCAUCUCGUCAACGUUUCCGAGGUGCCUGAUGACGUGAAGCAGCACAUAACGUCGUUAAUACCGGCGGUGAGGCUGGACGGUCCAGGGGAAGAAAGCGUCGAUCUGAACACCGACAUCGUUUACGAGGAAACGCCGAGUAUGAGGAUGUUUGGAGACUUUCAGGAUGAUAAAUCUCAAUCUCCCAAACCGGUUGUCAAUAUAGGCACGAAUGUGGUGUCGCAUACUUUCCGCGAGAACAAAGAAUCACUGAACGCCGCCGUCGACAACAUGCUCGAGACUAUAUCGCCAUCCGAGGAAGAAUACUUCCAAGAUAUUAACGGAAACGUUUACAACAGCAAAACUCGCGUUGUCAUCGGCGCUCCUCAUAUUGCUCGACGAAAGUUAGAUCCCGAGCAAUCGCGAGUGCGAGGCACGAGUAACACAGAAAUACAAUCGGGCACGAAUCGCGCGGAAUUAAAGAAAAAGAAAAAAGAUCGAUCAACGAAAAAAUUGUUGCUCAGCAAUGUUAAUAUUCCUGCUAAUAAAGCCCGCAUCGUAUAUGAGAUAAUAAAAAAGGCGAAUCGCAUUAAAUCGAGUAGUGAUUUGAACAGGCAAGUACAAUCGACCAGUUCUGACUAUCGUAGCGACGAAGAUGAUAACAAUUCGCUUGUAUUUGUGGAACGGGUAGCCGAAUCGCCUCCGUUAUCCUCGCAGAAAUUACUGUCCGAAAAGCUGCCGAAGAAUUCGCAUCGUUCCCACCAAACGCGUCACAAGUCGAAGAACCGAAAGCUUCUCAUUCGACCGGACACAAGUAACGAUGUCGAGUACAGUGACGCCGACGGAAAUGUGCCAAUUGCCAGAAUAUUACACGACACGUUGCAGAACGAAAAAAGUUUGUCUCUUACUGAGGAGCUAAUGGCAGAGCAUGCGAGACUCGUUGCCGAAACGUCAAAGACUGUAAAGAAAGAUCUUAAUAGUAGGCAUACGAGGAAAAGAAGGAACAUAAAAGAUGGCUCGAGGUAAACUAAAUUUCGUGAGACACUGUUGCUUAUCAAUUAUUCGUUAUAUAUAUAUAAAUCAUUAAAAUGUUAGUUAUUAAUAAAUGCAUGAUAAAAAAGUGUGAUAAUUGUUUGUUAAAAGUAAACAGAGCAGCUUAUAGCUUUAGUGAUUAUAUUUAGGAAUAAAUGAAAAGAGAAAAUAUUUUUUUAAUCA
Wasmannia auropunctata (little fire ant) is the source of this 9259-nucleotide messenger RNA. RefSeq lists its product as uncharacterized. NCBI's taxonomy places the organism in Eukaryota, Metazoa, Arthropoda, Insecta, Hymenoptera, Formicidae. The record is from RefSeq and is a predicted model, not a curated record. The transcript has 3 exons. Bases 254 to 9070 code for a protein of 2938 amino acids.